GUGGAGGCCCGGAGCUGGGUGGAGGGCGCUGAACCGUGGGAAUCCCGUGCAGCCGAACUGGGGACGCUGGAGGCCGGCCAGCAGUGGACUUGACCCCGGAGGCUCCAGUCUCGCGUCCCGCUGCUUUUAGGGUAGUCAGUCCUGCAGCCAGAGGCCUAGCCCUGCCACGACUUUUGUCCCGAGACAUCCAGAGGACUUUCGGAUCCUGUCUGGUUGCUGGCUGGGCCUCAGCCUACCCACCUGCGCAAUGAGAGCCCUUUUAAAGUUGUCUCACUAUUUCGAGCUGACUUAAAUUCUCUUCUUUGUCACAUUUCUUUACGCGCCCCGCCCCCACACCCCUCCUCACCUCUGUUUUGUUUGGCUGCAUUCUGAAUGAACCCUGGACCUCACGGAUUGAAAGACACAGCUAAGCAGUCCGCUCUGUCUGGAGACAAACCUGCAGUCUCUGACUCCUGGCAGAGAACUGGCUGUUGGGUAUUUGGCACUAAUAACUCCAGGGAGAACUUGCAGCUCAGAGCCAUGUAGGAACGGACUGUCUUCUGUCCCACCCUUCCCAGGCUCAACAUAAUCCAACUUUUUAAAGAAUAUAAACAUGGAUCUUGCGCUGAAAGACAUUUCCAAAGUGCCUUGGGACAGCCUACCCCUCCAACCUACACAGCCUAGAAAAGGGCCAGUGUUAGCCUGUGGAGGGCUGGCCUGAUCCAGCUCAGUAUCUCCUUUGAUUCUGGGAUCUGCACUGAACUUGAUCUCCAUGGCACACCGGCUGCAGAUGCGUCUACUGACGUGGGAUGUGAAGGAUACCCUGAUCAAGCUCCGCCGCCCUGUUGGGGAAGAAUAUGCCAGCAAGGCCCGGGCCCAUGGAGUGGUGGUGGAAGACACAGCCGUGGAACAAGCCUUCAGGCAGGCAUACAGGGCUCAGAGCCACAACUUUCCCAACUAUGGCCUGAGACAUGGCCUUACUUCCCGUCAAUGGUGGAAGGACGUGGUCCUACACACCUUCCGCCUAGCAGGGGUCCCAGAUGCCCAGGCCAUGACUCCAGUUGCUGACCAGCUAUACAAAGACUUCAGCAGCCCUUUCACCUGGCAGGUGUUGGAGGGGGCUGAGACGACCCUGAAGGGGUGCCGUAAGCGGGGUCUGAAGCUGGCAGUGGUCUCCAACUUUGACCGACGACUAGAGGAUAUUCUAACAGGCCUUGGCCUGCGAGAACAUUUUGAUUUUGUUUUGACAUCUGAGGCUGUGGGCUGUCCUAAACCGGACCCACGGAUUUUCCAUGAGGCUUUGCAGCGCGCUUGUGUAGAACCUGCAGUGGCGGCUCACGUGGGGGAUAGUUAUGUCUGUGAUUACCAGGGGUCUCAGGCUGUGGGCAUGCACAGCUUCCUGGUGGUAGGCUCAGAGCCUCUGGACUCCUCAGUCAGAGAUUCUGUACCUAAAGAACAUGUUCUACCCUCCCUCUCCCACCUCCUGCCUGCCCUUGACCUUCUGGAGGCCUCAAGCCCUAUUUCAUGAGUCUGAUGAGGGAAGUAGCUGGGACCAAAUAAACACUGGAGGCAGAGAGUCCCUUCUUUCUCCUCUCCUGCAGAGGGAGGUGUCUUGGCUCUCCCGCUGCAGCCUCCACAAUCUAAUCUGAUCAUAGAACUGUGAGGGCUUGGCAGUAGCCUGGUCUCUGAGCUCACUAAGUACUCAUACCUGUGUUCCUUGUUAUGUAUUAUUAUUAUGUGGUGGGUAUGUGUGUGUGAACGUGUGGGAUGUGUAUCAUGGUGUGUGUGUGGCGAUCAGAAGGUGAUUUGUAGACUCUGGUCUCUCAUUUUUACGUGGGUUCUGUGGAUCAAACUUAGAUCACAAGAGUUUGUGCCAUGAGUGGUAUUACCUGCGCAGCUAUCUCGACAGCCCCCUCUAUCCCUUUUCUACCCUGCCCCCCCCCCCAUUCCCUAUCCACCGAGGGCCCAUCCAUUCACAACCAGGUACUUU
Messenger RNA from Mus pahari (shrew mouse), 1969 nucleotides. It is a transcript of the gene Hdhd3, whose product is annotated as haloacid dehalogenase like hydrolase domain containing 3. The record is from RefSeq and is a predicted model, not a curated record. The transcript is spliced from 2 exons. NCBI's taxonomy places the organism in Eukaryota, Metazoa, Chordata, Mammalia, Rodentia, Muridae. The coding region runs from base 752 to 1507 and encodes 251 amino acids.